AUGGCCACCCUCCGCGGCUACCGCAGGAAGCUCGAGGCCGAAGAGGCCUACCGCGGCUCGAGGGGCUCGCACUCCCCGUCGCCCUCGCCGAUGACGGGCACGACCGCGCGCCCACUCGCGGGGACGCGCAGGCUCGCCCGCGCCGCCGUGGGCCUCCACGCGCGCACGGGCUCGGGCUCUGGGCAGCUCACGCCGUCCUCGGGACCGGGCACGCCUGCGUCCGUCGCCGCCGCGCCGCCGGCAGGCCCCGCGUCCUACUACCACCCGGACGGCUUCCCGCACGUUGAUGAGGACGCGAUGGCGACGGAUGCGGGCGCGGAAGCGGCGGGCCCGUGGAUUCAUCUGCCAGCUGCUGCCGCGAUUCCGUCGAGCGAGGCGGACAUCGCGGUCGGAAGCGCGACCACGAGCACGCCACCGCGGAAGCGCGCGCGCCGGUGGACGUUGCAGCAGGACGAGGACAUGGCCAUGACCGAUCACCCGGGCGCGGCGCCGGCGUGGAUGGACCUCGAAGUCGCGGUGCCGCCUCCCGUGGCCAGCACCCCCAUGUCUGUGCUAGCACCAGCCGCGAUGGCGGGGUGCGCGGGGUGCGCCCCGUGGCGCGCGUCCUCGUCGUGUACACACGCGACCCUGCGCAUGCUCUGCGCGACGUGCGGUGCCGAGGUGUGGGUCGCGCCGGACGAGCUCGAACGACUCUCAGGUCCGCACCUCCCGUUCUACAGCCGCUGUGCGCAGGAACAUUACUUGCUGACUGCGGCCCGUGUGCUUGAAGCGUCGACAACGUCGACACAGGCGCAGUGGCCCGGAGGCGACGCCGACAUCAGCGUGCCGACACCGGUGCCGACCCUUCCAGGACUGGAAUGGUUACGGAGCGUUGAGGAUGUGGACGGCCACGAGCCUCUUGACGGUCUCUACUUGGAGGUAGCGAGGCAAUGA
Epithele typhae is the source of this 933-nucleotide messenger RNA. RefSeq lists its product as uncharacterized. The record is from RefSeq and is a predicted model, not a curated record. NCBI's taxonomy places the organism in Eukaryota, Fungi, Basidiomycota, Agaricomycetes, Polyporales, Epitheliaceae. Bases 1 to 933 code for a protein of 310 amino acids. The transcript has a single exon.